Molecule: messenger RNA, 1269 nt
Organism: Hymenoscyphus albidus
Lineage: Eukaryota; Fungi; Ascomycota; Leotiomycetes; Helotiales; Helotiaceae
Source: the annotation of a GenBank genome assembly
CUGCACGUACUGUACUUGUACACCUGCAAAACAUUUCCACACUACAGUAGUCCAGCUACGUAAGCUCGUAACUAAACCUUAAAAUUCUUCAUCCGAGACCCUAGGGUCUCGGGGAAAAAGAUCUUGGGUGGAUGGAAAGAGGAAAGAAAAAGCAAAAUAUCAAACAUCCCCGGAUCGGGGUCGGAUCUGAUCAAGUGAGACGGGUGCACGUCACGUUUCAAGCUUCGAGCCUUACGUACAUAUCGGUAAGGGACUGGACGGGGACGGGGGUAAGCGAGGGGAGGAGAUGCUAGUGCUAAUGACGACAACAGACCCUCGGACGGGAUGAGUGAGAGAUCUUAGUAUCUUGUGAGAGGUGAAGAUCUUUUGACAGAUUGAUUUUUUUUAAAGAGGGCAGAAGAGGGACGGAUACAAAUACGUUGAACUCGUAGUUCGGAUUGGAUUACGGUUGUUACUUGAGGACGAUAAGAAUUCGAAGAAGGAUCAAUCACUCGACAAAGAAGCGAAGGGAGACCAGACUGAUUCGAAGAUACAUCUGAUAGGAGUAGAGGAACACACACACACACAGAGAGAGAGAGAGAGAGAGAGAGAGAGAGAGAGAGAGACAAUGACAGAACCAUACCGGAAAGUAGGUCGUGGGGGAGCAGGGAACUUUUAUAGCAAGGAGGAUGUUAAGAAUGUUGCUUCUUCUUUGGUAAGAAUUUACUAUCCUUUUCCUCGUCGCCCUUAGCCUCCCUCAAUUCCAUCCUAUCCAUCCCAUCUAUCCAUCCCAUCAAUCACAACCCAAAAAACAAAAUAACAAACAAAAGCUAACCCCCAAAGAAGACCCCCUCAACCCUCGAAUCCCAACCUCUCUCCUCCUCCACCUCCUCUCAACCCGCAAAAACCCCCCAAACCACAGCCCCCCCACCAGAAUACUCCCACACCGGCCGCGGCGGCGCAGGAAACUGGGUCCCACCCUCCACGCUCCCUCCCUCCUCCACAGAUUUCAACAUUACAUCACUCACUCCCGUCAACCCAUCCACCACCUCAUACACACCCUCCAUCAUCCCCGUCAAAACGCCCGCGACGAACGUAGCGACGGCGAAAUAUAGAGGUGGGCGCGGUGGAGCGGGGAACUACUCGUGGGCUGAUGAGGAGGGGAGGAAGAGGGAUGAGAGGGAAAGGGAGGAGGAGAGGGAGAUGGGGAUUCGGAUGAGGGUUUUGGGGGAGGUGGAGGGGGGGUUGAAGGUCCCUGGACGGGCGGUGGUGGGGAGGGAGAAGGUUUAG